Dibothriocephalus latus is the source of this 246-nucleotide messenger RNA. The record is from the annotation of a GenBank genome assembly. NCBI's taxonomy places the organism in Eukaryota, Metazoa, Platyhelminthes, Cestoda, Diphyllobothriidea, Diphyllobothriidae.
AUGCUAUCCCUGGCCUCUCUGUUUUCCGCCCUUCUCGUCUUCUUUAGCCUCAUCACCUCAGAUGCACAUCCCAGUACGCCAGUACGUCCAAAUGUCCCGGAAGACGGUGAGGAUAGUCAAACCGAUUUUGCGGAGGCUUCUGCAGAUGUUGCAGGGAACUACGCACAGACGGCAGAAGGCACCAGUUCGGCAAUAGCCCUCCCCCCUAAAUACUCCGACGAUGACAAUGUUCUGGCGGCAGCGUGA